CGAAUGCUUUAUUUAAUUUAAAGCGUCGACUCAGUUCUAGACAACGACGCAAAUCGCGGACAAACAUGCGGCUUCUGCACGUCAUUCUUGCACUGCUACGUUGCGAUCGUGAUCGCGAAUAACCGAUUUAAAAAACUGUACUGUAACGUCCAAUAUUCACCAGAAUAACAUUUAGGAAAUCGUAAAAGUAUGAAGUGUCGGUUGACGGUCGUCGUUCUUUUGGCUGUAGCAUCAACCACUAAGACGGAAACAUACAAAGUCACUGAUCAAGUGUACUUGGAUAUUAUGAUUGACAAUCAUCCAGUUGGUAGGAUUAUUAUUGGCCUGUUCGGCGAUAUUGCACCGAAAACAGUGAAAAAUUUUAUCACUUUUGCUACUACUGGUGUAGCUGGAAAAAAAUAUGCAGGAACCAAAUUUCAUCGAGAUAAAAAAUUCAUGAUUCAAGGUGGUGAUGUCGAAAAUGGUGAUGGUACAGGUUCCCUUAGUAUUUACGGCAAAUACUUUGACGAUGAAACUUUUGAGGUGAAACAUACUGGACCAUUGUUUGUCAGCAUGGCAAACGCUGGAAAAAAUACCAAUGGUUGUCAAUUUUUUAUCACUACCAUUGCAACACCUUGGCUAGAUAAUCAACAUACAGCAUUUGGAAAGGUGAUUAGCGGUGAAGCUAUUGUAUUCAAGAUCGAACAGAUCAAAACUGAUAGCGAUGACAUUCCACGCGUGCCUGUCGUAAUCUAUGAUAGUGGAAUUCUUCCAACAGAGCCAUUUACUAUAGCAGAUAAUCCUUAUGAUGUAUGGGCGUGGAUUAAGGCAACCUGUGUACCAUUGGGAUUUAGUUUCUCAAUACUCGCAAUUUUCCAUUAUAUAAUGAAGCAGUUGGAUGUCUAAGAGUCAAUCUUGAUAAGAAAGACUGAUUUAAAUAGAAACUUUAUGCCUUUAUUUGAUUUAUAAAUUUCAUAUUUAUUUUUGUAUAUACAAAAUUAUGUAUCAUUGUAUAU
Molecule: messenger RNA, 995 nt
Organism: Pogonomyrmex barbatus (red harvester ant)
Lineage: Eukaryota; Metazoa; Arthropoda; Insecta; Hymenoptera; Formicidae
Product: peptidyl-prolyl cis-trans isomerase, rhodopsin-specific isozyme
Biological process (GO): protein peptidyl-prolyl isomerization; protein folding
Cellular component (GO): cytoplasm; intracellular membrane-bounded organelle
Molecular function (GO): cyclosporin A binding; peptidyl-prolyl cis-trans isomerase activity
Source: RefSeq, a predicted model, not a curated record